Molecule: messenger RNA, 888 nt
Organism: Aspergillus mulundensis
Lineage: Eukaryota; Fungi; Ascomycota; Eurotiomycetes; Eurotiales; Aspergillaceae
Exons: 2
Coding region: 1-888 (295 amino acids)
Source: RefSeq, a predicted model, not a curated record
AUGCCCAAACAAAACACAAUCACAAACUCAGUCUUCCCCAACUCCUCCCCCCGGAUCAUCCGCUCAGAGAUAAUCCACUCUACGCUCGCAAACCUCGACUCAAGCGAUACAAUAAGUCGCUGCUACAUCAAUGCGUCAACGAUCACAAAGACCACUACCACCAAGCCAGUUACCAUCCCCGAAGGCGGCCCCGUAACAUCACCAGGUCCAGACCCAACGCCAGGUCCAGAACCCUCUCCCCCAAGCACCAAAAGCAUAACCCUCCGACGCAGCAAAAUCACCACCUCCACACUCACAAACACCUCGCUCUCCCGCUCCACCAUAACCGCCAGUAGCCUGUCCAAUAUCCCGCGCGCGCGCUCCGUUGUCGCAACAAGCAGCACGCUAGACAACGUCCGCCGCCUGCGCCGCGUCAACCUUGCAAACAGCACGAUUACAGAGCAGAGCAGCAUGGCGCGCUCCCAGGCCAAGGACUCCGUUGUCAGCGGGAGCUCGGUGUCCCGGGCGUCAUUGGAGAAGAGCCAUGUGCUUCAGAGUCGACUGCGCAAGAGCCAUUUGCGGGACUGCGAUGUGAGUGAGUGCGUGAUUAUUAAUACGGACUUUCGGGGCAUGGUGCUUCGGAAUGGGGUUUGGAGGAAUGGGAAGCUUGUUGGGUCUUGCGGGAAGGUGGAGGGAGUCGUUGUUAAUGGGAAGACACUUGAUACGCCGAUGGGUGAGAAGCAGCCUGGGGCUGCGAAGUGGAUGGAGGGCCUGGAGUCUGAGAUGGAGAGUAGCGAUGUCCCGGAUAGCGAAAGCGAGAGCGAGAGCGACGAGGAUGAUGCUAUGCCGAAGAGGGAGCAAAAGAAAAUGAAAAUGAAGGAAGAUCCGCCGCCGCCGUAUGCCCCUUGA